Molecule: messenger RNA, 2838 nt
Organism: Durotheca rogersii
Lineage: Eukaryota; Fungi; Ascomycota; Sordariomycetes; Xylariales; Xylariaceae
Product: fungal-specific transcription factor domain-containing protein
Exons: 3
Coding region: 1-2838 (945 amino acids)
Biological process (GO): regulation of DNA-templated transcription; DNA-templated transcription
Molecular function (GO): zinc ion binding; DNA-binding transcription factor activity, RNA polymerase II-specific; DNA binding
Source: RefSeq, a predicted model, not a curated record
AUGUCCAGUGCGUCCUCGUCUGCGAUCCCAGAUAAUUCCACUCCCAUGGAAUCCUCUUCCCGCUCCUCUCCGAAUGACAACUCGAUCAGCUCCCCUGCCCCUACCUUGGCAUCGCAAGAUCCCGCGCCCUUGCCAAUCACCGGUGCUGCCGUAGCUUCCAUCGCUGGCAAUCCUUUCGUCCCGUCAGGUCCCAUCACCCUCGAUCCGUCGACUACACCCUCCGCCGCGCUCAAUCCCCGGAGUUGUGUGACGUGCCGUCGUCGAAAGGUCCGAUGUGACAAAUUCAUGCCGUGCGGCAAUUGCCGCAAGGCCCAGAUUCAAUGCGUCUUCCCGGCCCCGGGUCGUGCUCCUCGGCGUCCGCGCGCCAAAGACCCGAAUGCCCCGCCGAAGCAGACGAGCGAGCGCGAGAUGGAGCUGAUGAAGCGGCUGCGGAAGCUCGAGGGUAUAGUGGAGGAUCUAAGUGGCCAGAUUGAAAUCGAGACGGCGAGGCACCCCUCCCUCAGCGGCGGAGCCUCGCCCGAGACGAGUAUACCGGAUACCACGCUUGAGAAGGAGCGCCGGAGACAAAAUGGCACUGUAUACAGCGAAAAUCUCCCCGGUGGUUAUCCGCCUGCUGACCAGUCCAAGGCCAGACGUGCUCAGACGGGCGACUCGGCGCAACCGGCGCACAACGUAACCGGUCAGGUCAGCAGGUCGUUUGGGAGGCUGGUCCUGAAUGAGAAGGGAAAGACGCGAUACGUGAGCAGCGCGUUUUGGUCCAAGAUUAAUGAUGAGAUCAAUCUUCUUCGGACUGAAACGGAGAUGCUCAGCGAUGAAGACUCCGAGGUCUCCGACGACGACGGAAGCCCUGCAGCAUUCAACCCGUACUCGUACCAGACUGACCAUCACGGCUUCGUCCUCGGCUACAGCUCCUCCAACGUCGAUCUGAGAAAGCUACACCCCUUGCCGUCUCAGAUACCAUUCAUCUGGCAGGUGUAUCAGGAGAAUGUCGAUCCUCUAGUAAAGAUAUUACACGUCCCAUCUAUGAACAAGAUCAUCCGUGAGCUUAGGAGCAAUAUGAACGACAUCUCGCCGGGAAUAGAGGCUCUGAUGUUCGCUAUCUACUAUGCUUCCAUUACGUCGAUGGAGGAGGAGGAGGUCAAAGUCAAUUUCGGUGCCGAGAAAGCGCAUCUUAUAAACAAGUAUCGCUUUGCCACGGAGCAAGCGCUGGCGAAGGCUAAUUUCCUCGUCACUUCGGAGCUGGUGGUGGUACAGGCCUUCACACUCUUCCUCGUCCUCGUUCGGCGGUAUGACGACACUAGGUUCGCUUGGACACUCACCGGCCUUGCGAUACGCAUCUCGCAGUCUCUCGGUAUACAUCGAGAAGGCACCAAAUUUGACGACUUGAGUCCGUUCGAUGUCGAGAUGCGCCGCCGGCUGUGGUGGGCCAUCUGUAUCCUCGACCUCAGAUCGGCAGAAGAUCAAGGUACCGAGCUGACGAUCGCAGAGCGAACGUACGAUACGCAAUUCCCACUGAAUAUUAACGACGCCGACAUAACUCCCGAGAUGACAGAGUUUCCCGAAGAACAGACUGGUCCCACCGACGUGACAUUUUGCCUCAUCCGUUACGAAAUCUGCGCAUUGGCUAGGAGAAUACAUUUCGCCACGAACGGGAUGGCUCCUUGCCAAACCCGGGGUACCUCUCAGGAGCGCGAUGCAAUGCUCCUUGAAUGCUAUGAACGCAUCGAAAAGAAAUAUCUCAGGACAUGUGGGGACAAGGAUUCGGAUCUACUUCAUUGGGUCGCCGCCAUGAUCGCACGGCUAAUCAUGGCCAAGUUAAGAUUGAUCAUCUAUCAACCGGUGCUCUUGCAUUCCACCGGGCAGGAGAUCAACCAGGACAUUCGGCAUCGUCUUUUCAUGGCAUCCCUUGAGGUUGUCGAAUAUACCAAGGUCUUGAACACAGAACCGAGAUGUCGUCAAUGGCGAUGGCUGUUUCAAACGUACGCACAGUGGCACGCCGUCGCAUAUCUUUUGCUCGAGGUGUGCCGCCUACCCUGGAGCGCGUCGCUCGAGCGCGCCUGGGUAGUGCUCAAUGCUACCUUCCAAACCCCCGAUGCAGCUGAGCGUGCUCGGCCGGGCGUCUGGGUUCCGCUUCGCAAGCUCAUGGGCCAGGCAAGGCGUCGCAGGGAGGAAGAGAUCAAGCGGCUAAGAGCUGAUCCCGAGGCGGCUCGGCAGCUCGACGCUGACGAACAAAGCAGGGCGCAGCCAUCCAGCUUCAACCACCUUUCCAGCUCGAUGAGGAGCGUCCUCGCGCAGGACCAAUGGCGUAAGCUCGUCGGGGUCAAGAGUCCCGAGAGGCCAAAAUAUCCUAUCUCGUCCGUUGUCAACGACGACCCUCGGAAGAAUGGAAGGCCAGCCCUGCCAAAACAGCCCGACCUCGAAGCGCCUCAACCCGGUUUACAAUACCUCGACCACAUGAUGGCACAGCCAUACCUUACCUCUCAGGAUAUCUUCUCGGUCGCAUGUCCAGGAGAUCCAACGUACUCAGACGGAGAGGCGCGGGGGGGGGCUAGGCCAGAGCAGCAGACCAUACCUCUCGAAACUUUCAGCACUUCGAAUAAUGCCUUGUAUCACUCGACUCCAGGCCAGUCCUCGCAGCCUUAUAUCGAGGAUAACCUUCCGCCUUGGCUCUGGCCGGACACCUGGCCCAACGGAUCAUCAUCAGGUGAUUCACCCGCCAACGGCCCGGUUACCGACAACCAAGACGUAGCCAUGGAUGUCGACGACAGCUUCGAUUGGCAGAAUUGGAUGGAUAGCGGGCUUGCGAUGGGACGAGCCGGAUUCAUGGGCGGGAUCUGA